AUGAAUGGCGACCCACUAUUGAUUGAGCCCGACGGGGUUGCUUCUUUCAUUGCGCUUGGAGCAACAGGGGCGGUCUUCCAGGACAACAACGGACAACAUAUUGAAUCUAUCUCGGAAUUAUGCAUUGACCGCGAAAAGUUCAUUUAUCAAACUCUACCCAAGAGUCCUUACAUCCUCGACUGUCUCGAUAUUGAGGCUAAAGGCCUUCGUUUUCAGCAUUACCAGCUUGGAAACCUCCGCGAUUAUUUACAGAGCAACGAAAUUGAUGACAAUAUCCGAGACCGAUGGAUUAGGAAUACUAUCGACGCUGUUGCUUUUAUACAUGCCUAUGGUGUUAUCCACGCUGAUAUCAGCCCACGUAACUUUCUCGUGGCCGACGAUCUGUGGAUCAAACUCUGCGGCUUUGCUGGAUCAGUGAUCGGAGACUUGCAGCCGUUGGUUGAGGAUGAGGAAUGGUAUCGAAUUUCUCCAUUGUCCCCACGAACUUCCAAGACUGACUUGUUUGCACUGGGCUGUCCGAUCUAUGAGAUCUCAACUGGGAGCCGCCCAUAUGACGAGAUCAAAGAUACCGACGAAGUGAAAAGCCUUUACAGUGCAAGGAUAUUUCCGGAUGCUGAUGGUCCCAUACACCAAAGCAUCAUCUACAAAUUUUGGACUUCCCAGUACUCUGAACCGAGCCAACUUCGGCGCGAUUUCAGCCGUAAUGAGAGCUCGGAACGUUGUCAAGAAACGCCUGUGACUCUAUGGUAG
Messenger RNA from Penicillium oxalicum, 750 nucleotides. RefSeq lists its product as uncharacterized. The record is from RefSeq and is a predicted model, not a curated record. The coding region runs from base 1 to 750 and encodes 249 amino acids. Gene Ontology annotation, biological process: protein phosphorylation. Lineage: Eukaryota; Fungi; Ascomycota; Eurotiomycetes; Eurotiales; Aspergillaceae. The transcript has 2 exons. Gene Ontology annotation, molecular function: ATP binding; protein kinase activity.